GUUCAGACCCCUGCCAGCGCCGCUCGUCCAUCUGUGCGCCACUCGGGGCACGCCCACGGGCGCACACAUCCAGGAACGAGCCGCGCGCGUCCCCGCCCUGCAGCAGCUGCCAGCUGCAAUCAGUCACCUGCAAACUUCACACCUGAUGGUAAUGACGGAGCUGCCUUUAUAGACCUGGACAACCUGCCAUCACUGGCCGGAUUAUAGCCAUCUGUACCUGAGUAAGCAUCCUGUGUCUGGCUUCCAUCCCACGUACUCGCUCUUCCCCUGCGACUUCCGUGUUUCUGUUGUCUGAUGCUCUUGUUGUCUUCCCGCAGCUCUUCCCGUGUUUCUCCUGGAUCCCCUGUUGUUCCCCUUGCCCCCCGGACUGCCUUUUGGAUUCUCGACCCCACGCUUGGACACGUUUUCCCACGGACUUCCGCGUUACUUCACUUCCGUCAACAUUUUGGUAAGACAUCCUUCAGCUAAUCUACACACAUAGCCUUACACCAUACACACUUGAGUUUUGAUCAGACUUCAUUUCCUUGGUUUAUUCAUUAGCAGUAAUAGUAUUAUUAUUAUUAGUAGUAGUACUACAGAUUUAUGUAUAUAUUUACUAUAUAUAAUAAAUCUUUGGAGAUACUGCCACCUGGUGUUCGUUUGCCGUCACCUCCCUUUUAGUCAAACAUAACAGUAUAAUCCGGCCAAUUGAUUAGGGACCUGACGGCCGAGUACCUUAGCCCUGCCCCAGUGACUUUCGUUCAGCCCCCCCUGAAUUUUUUUUCUUUCUCCUCCUCUUCUCCCAUUCACUGUCUUUUUCUUUUUUCUUUUUUUGCUCCACACGGGAGGAUUUGUCUUGUCCCGUCAACAUGUCUUGGAAGGGGAUGUUCAGUAGCAAUAUUAGCAAAGAGGAAUUUUCUCGUCGCCUGGACACCCUCUUCCCACCCUUAGAGACUGUUCCUCAGUCUGCAGGAAGCGUCUGGCAUCCAAUUUUGGAGGGGGGGGAUAGUACUGGUGGCUGUGCUGGUGUGGCGGCGCAGUGGCACCCAGACAGGCUACCCCCUGCCAAACUAAUUCCACCUGUCUUCCGCUUUUCUCAGCCACAGCCACCAGUUCCCUGGCUAGCCUCCGAACUAGCACCAGUUCCCUGGCUAGCGACCGAGCUAGCUCCAGUCCCCAGACUAGCCUCUGAGCUGGCACCAGUCCCCAGGUUAGCGCCCGAACUAGCACCAGCCCCACAGCUAGCCUCCGAGCUAGCGUCUGUCCCCGAGCUAGCCCCUGAGUUAGCACCAGCCCCACAGUUAGCCCCCGAGCUAGCGACAGUCCCCGAGCUAGCCUCCGAGCUAGCGGCAGUACCCGAGCUAGCAGCAGUACCCGAGCUAGCGGUAGUCUCCGAGCUAGCCUCCGAGCUAACGGCAGUCCCUGAGCUAGCACCCGAACUAGUGCCAGCCCCAAGGCUGAACCCCUCGUUUCCACCAGCUCCCUGGCUGGCCCCUGUGUCUCCACCAGCUCCCAGGCUGGCCUCGACCUCUGCCCCUCGGCCUGUAGCGCCGACUUCAGUACAUCGGCCAGCUCCUCAGCUGCCCUCCUCGUCUUUGGCUUUGACGUCUGCUGCUUCCACGCCGCAGAUGACGUCCGCUGCCUUCACGCCGCCGUCUUCCUAUGCCUCUACGCUUCAGACAUCACCUCCUCGUUUCUGGCGAGACGCACCAUGGCGUCACUCGCGUCCGCCUCCACGACUUCCAAGAUGGUGCCCGUUACUUGGUUGCCCGCCUCGCCGGCGUCAGCUGCAUUCUACUCGCCGUCGCCACCAGACUCGUCCCCGGUGGAUUCGGGGACACUUGGGCUGGCGACCCACCACCAGUUCGCCCCUCCGCCCUCCCUUGACUUUUGUUCCUGUGCUCUUGGUGUUUCGACCUGUGGGACAUCUGGAAGCUGUCCAUAAGAAGGGGGGUACUGUUACGGUUCAGACCCCUGCCAGCGCCGCUCGUCCAUCUGUGCGCUACUCGGGGCACGCCCACGGGCGCACACAUCCAGGAACGAGCCGCGCGCGUCCCCGCCCUGCAGCAGCUGCCAGCUGCAAUCAGUCACCUGCAAACUUCACACCUGAUGGUAAUGACGGAGCUGCCUUUAUAGACCUGGACAACCUGCCAUCACUGGCCGGAUUAUAGCCAUCUGUACCUGACUCUUCCCGUGUUUCUCCUGGAUCCCCUGUUGUUCCCCUUGCCCCCCGGACUGCCUUUUGGAUUCUCGACCCCACGCUUGGACACGUUUUCCCACGGACUUCCGCGUUACUUCACUUCCGUCAACAUUUUGGUAAGACAUCCUUCAGCUAAUCUACACACAUAGCCUUACACCAUACACACUUGAGUUUUGAUCAGACUUCAUUUCCUUGGUUUAUUCAUUAGCAGUAAUAGUAUUAUUAUUAUUAG
Messenger RNA from Nerophis ophidion (straightnose pipefish), 2411 nucleotides. RefSeq names its product protein enabled homolog. The record is from RefSeq and is a predicted model, not a curated record. The transcript has 2 exons. Lineage: Eukaryota; Metazoa; Chordata; Actinopteri; Syngnathiformes; Syngnathidae. Bases 849 to 2150 code for a protein of 433 amino acids.